UCCAAUGGAGGUGGAAGUGAAGCUGCGGCUACAGAAUGCAGAAGCUCAUCGUCUGGUCACGACUUUACUCGCUCCGUUUCACAUCAAAACCCACCUCCAAGAGAAUCUGUUCUUCGAUGGCGCAGCCGGGGAGCUCUCGUCUCGCCGCGCCGUUCUCCGGCUCCGAUUCUACGACGAUGACGCCCGCUGUGUCGUUUCGCUGAAAGCCAAGGCGGUUUUGGUCAACGGCGUGAGUCGGGUGGAGGAGGAUGAAGAGGAUCUGGACCCGAAGGUCGGUCGCGAUUGCGUCGCUGAACCGGGGAAGUUGGAUUCAGUGUUGGAGUCGAGGGUGCUAAGGAGGGUGAAGGAGGAGUUUGGGGUUGUGGGUGAGAAGGGAUAUGUGGGCUUAGGAGGGUUUAGAAAUGUGAGGAGUGUGUAUGAGUGGAAGGGUCUGAAACUGGAAGUGGACGAGACUAGUUUUGGUUUUGGAACGUUGUACGAGAUUGAGUGUGAGAGUGCUUAUCCUGAAAGGGCUAAACAGGUUCUCGAGGACUUUCUGAAGGAGAAUGGGAUUGCUUAUUCUUACUCUGAGAUGUCCAAGUUUGCAAUUUUUCGAUCAGGGAAACUGCCGGAGUUACCUCUGAUGUGAAAGCCUGCAGAAUAUUAUUUAUAUUUCUCCCCUGCAGCAAGAGAACCAUCUAUAUCUCUAUCUUCAAGAAGAUAGCCCCCAAACUUUCCGUCAUGUAUUUGACUCUUUGAAGUGAAUUGUCAUUUGUCAAUAUGCUUUGUCUUCAUACAUAAAUUUCUUUCCGAAUGAGACAAUAUUUUAUGAUUAAUAUAAUUCAUUGCUGAA
Molecule: messenger RNA, 832 nt
Organism: Prosopis cineraria
Lineage: Eukaryota; Viridiplantae; Streptophyta; Magnoliopsida; Fabales; Fabaceae
Product: triphosphate tunnel metalloenzyme 3
Exons: 2
Coding region: 5-628 (207 amino acids)
Source: RefSeq, a predicted model, not a curated record